AUGGCUGAUGAUAAUAUUGAAUUAAACGAUAGCUUUGAAAGGUUGCUGUUACAAAGUGAUGACGAACAUGAUUCUGAUUUAAUGGAAACAAUUCAACAGGACGAAUCUGAUGAAUCCGAUAGUGCUGAUAGUGAAUCAACUGAUGGUGGUAGUGAUGAUGGUUCAGAAGAAUGGUCGAAAAAUGUGCAGAAACCUUUAAGAUGGGAUUUUGAUGACGGAACUGCGGGCAUGAAUAUGGAUAUGGUAAUGGAUUGCAAAGAACCUGUCGAUUACUAUAACUUAUUUAUGAACAACGAACUUAUCGAUUUUAUUGUGGAAGAAACUAAUCGUUAUGGACCAACAAAGGAUUCAAACUAUUUGCCGACAAAUAAUAUGGAAAUGCGAAAAUUUAUGGCUAUCAUUUUGCAAAUGGGAUAUGUUGUUCUGCCUAAACUCGAUGAUUAUUGGUCCUCUGACCCUGCUAUUGGCGGUAAAGCAAUAUGUGGAGGUGUAAUGACAAGGAAAAGAUUUUAUUCUUUGAUGAGAUCCCUCCACUUCGCUGACAAUGACAACAAUAAUGGAUCAAAAUUAUAUAAAAUAGAAAAAUUUGUCAACUUGUUCAUUGCCAGAUGUCAACACUUACUGGUUCCAGGCAGAGAUAUAUGCAUUGACGGCAGACUUCGAUUUCGUAUGUAUAUUCCUAGUAAAAGGCAUAAAUAUGGCAUCAAAAUCUUUAAAUUGUGUAGCAACAACGGAUACACUUAUAAUUUAUCAAUUUAUGCCGGUAAAGAGGACCAGCCAAGAUAUGGUUCUGUGGCAGAACGUGUAGUUUUAAAACUAAUGGAAAACCUUCUUGGACAUGGCAGAAUUCUGUAUACAGAUAACUGGUAUACAAGUAUGAAUUUGGCGAAAUCUUUAUUGGAAAACAAGACAAACUUAGUUGGGACGGCCAGAAAAAAUAGAAUUGGAUUUCCAAAACACGUAACUUCUCUGAAAUUGAAGAAAGGUGAUUAUGUUGCAGAACAAAAUGGUGAUGGUAUUAUGAUUUUAAAAUGGAAAGAUAAAAGAGAAGUUAUAAUGCUUUCAUCUAUUCACGAUGGUAGCAUUACGGAGAGAGGAAAACCUGCUGUUAUCGUAGAUUACAAUAAAGGGAAAUCGUUUAACGAUCUAUCUGACCAAUUGGGCUCUUAUUGUCCAUACGUACGUAAAACAAUGAAAUGGUACCUCAGAAUCUUUUUUCAUAUAAUUACUCAAGUUUCCAUUGUUAAUGCUCUGCAUCUUUAUUAA
Messenger RNA from Hydra vulgaris (swiftwater hydra), 1266 nucleotides. Its product is annotated as piggyBac transposable element-derived protein 4-like. Lineage: Eukaryota; Metazoa; Cnidaria; Hydrozoa; Anthoathecata; Hydridae. The record is from RefSeq and is a predicted model, not a curated record.